Homarus americanus (American lobster) is the source of this 3773-nucleotide messenger RNA. It is a transcript of the gene Vps45, whose product is annotated as vacuolar protein sorting-associated protein 45-like. The record is from RefSeq and is a predicted model, not a curated record. The coding region runs from base 121 to 1821 and encodes 566 amino acids. The transcript has 12 exons. Gene Ontology annotation, cellular component: Golgi membrane. NCBI's taxonomy places the organism in Eukaryota, Metazoa, Arthropoda, Malacostraca, Decapoda, Nephropidae. Gene Ontology annotation, biological process: vesicle-mediated transport; intracellular protein transport.
UCAAGUUUCCCUUCUUGUUGGAGGCGUUGGAGGUAAACAAACACCUGUCAUACAUCCAACCAUUAAGGACCUUAACUACAUACAGUAUAGUGAGGAAGGCGGAGCUGUGAAGGAAGAGUCAUGAGUGUGGUGCAGGCGGUGAAGAACUACGUGAGUAAGAUGAUCACGGAGAGUGAGCCGGGCUACAAGAUCAUGCUCAUGGAUAAAGAAACUACGUCCUUUGUGAGUGUGGUUCUUGGCAUGAGUGAGGUGAUGCGUCAGGAAGUGUACAUGUUCGAGCGCCUUGACCAAACUAGCUCGGGAGAAAAUAUGUCUUAUCUCAAGUGCCUGGUGUAUGUCAGACCCACUAAAGAAAACAUUGAUCUGCUUGCACGAGAACUUCAAAAGCCUAGAUAUGGAACCUAUUAUAUAUAUUUCAGUAAUGUUGUAAGUAAGAGCGAUGUGAAACUUUUAGCGGAAGCAGAUGAACACGAGGUGGUACGGGAGGUGCAAGAGCUAUACGCUGACUACCAGGCACUGUCCCCACAUCUCUUCUCACUCCACAUGCCCAUACACUGUCUGGGCUUGAAAUGGGGUGGAGGAGCUUUGCAACGUACAGUUCAAGGUCUGGCAGCUGUUUUAUUCGGCUUACAGUUAUUACCGUCCAUUCGCUACCAGAACAACUCUGAAAUGGCAAGGACUCUUGCAGAGAAUAUUCGGCAAACCAUCCUGACAGAGAGUUCCCUGUACAAUAGCACUGAAGCAGAAGGCAACACUCUGCUUCUCAUCCUUGAUCGCAGAGAUGAUCCUGUCACACCUCUCCUCCAGCAGUGGACAUAUGAAGCAAUGGUACAUGAACUGCUUGGUGUGAAUAAUGGUCGAGUGAGUCUGGCCCAUGUGUCUGGUGUUGCUGAUGACCUAAAGGAAGUGGUCAUGUCACCUACACAGGAUGAAUUCUACUCCCGGAGUAUGUACUUGAAUUAUGGUGAAAUUGGGCAAACAAUCAAAGAUUUGAUGGAGGAGUACCAAAAGAGGCUUUCAAAACAACAGAAAGUGGAGUCCAUCAGUGAUAUGAAGAAUUUUGUGGAGAGUUACCCACAGUUUAAGAAAAUGUCUGGAACAGUGAGUAAACACGUGACGGUGGUAGGGGAGUUAUCUCGUCUGGUGGGCACCCACGGCCUACUGGGUAUUUCUGAGUGUCAGCAGGAACUGGUUUGUGGCUCUGACCACUCUACAAAUCUUCAGAGGAUCUUCCAGUUAGUGACAGACCCAAGAGUUCGAGAGGUGGAUGCUGUGAUACUGGUGAUGCUUUAUGCUCUCCGACAUGAAUGUAAUCCCAGUAAUGAUAUGCGAGGGCUCGUUAGUGCCCUCAAGAAGAGGAACGUCACAGACCGCUACCUCAAGCUUUUGUCAUCUUUGAUGGACUUUGGAGGAGCAAAAUCCCGCCAGAGUGACUUGUUUGGCACGCAGGUUCCGCAGAAUGUAUCCACAAUCAGGAAACGUCUUUUUAAAGGAUUGAAGGGUGUUGACAAUGUGUACACCCAGCAUAAGCCACUAUUGUUGGAGACCUUAAUGGAGCUGGUGAAGGGGCGUUUACGUGAGGGAGCCUUCCCCUUCUGUGGGAACCCACCUUCCUCCACAACAGCCAGACCCAAGAACAUAGUUGUAUUCAUCGUUGGAGGAGCAACCUAUGAGGAAUCUCUCACAGUUCACCAAUUCAACACUAACAACCCUGGAAUGCAUGUUAUUUUGGGAGGUUCCACCAUACACAGUGCCUCCAGCUUUCUAGACUCCGUGGAGUCUGCAAUGGAUGGAAUUCCACGUAAAGCUCUCAGAAUAUGAGCUUCAUAGACUUAUGAAAUGUUAUACAAUUAAGACUGUUACUGGUAUUGAUUAUAAUGGCCAAUGAGGGAGUUGACAGCAAAGUCUCUCUCUCUAUGUAUAUAUAUUAUAAGGACACAAAGCUAACUUUUGUAACAUUUUAUUCACUCACAUCUUGGUCCUUAUACAAACAUAUCGCAUUUAUUUAGAUAUUUGUAGUUCCUUAAUAUAUUUCACCAAUAAUUUGGUUUUCUUUCCUCGUUAAGUAUUUUUAAGCUUUAUCUGAGUCUGAACUCUCAUUGUUUGGUGUAACUCUUAGAGAGUUUAUAAUCUUAGUUUUAAAGAAAUCAUUUUUUUUUUUGGCUAAAUUGUAGCAACAGUAUCGGCUGCAGUAAUUUAGCUAUUUUCUUCAUUAAAAAGAUAAGUAAAUUAUGCUUUUGGCACACCUAUUUUUACAGGUAUCUAAGUUUAAUUUUUCAUUGUUAGUGGCUUAUUUGUGUCUUUGUAGGACCAUCAAACCAUAAUAGAAUCAUCAGUAAGGUGUCAGUGCUUGACUUAAGUACUGAAGAAUCACAAAACAUCAACAGGUGCAAGCUUUAUAUGGAGAAAUAAACUGUAAGAUUCUGUGAUUUUACUAUGUACAAAGUGUAGCAUGAAUAGUUUAAAAUGUGUAGGUGGAAGGUCAAGAAGAUUGACGAAGUGGGGAUGAAGGAACCCAUAGAGUUUAUAUUGUAAGUUUUUUUAAACAAUUAAAUCACCCUCCAGCAGCUUAGUUACAUAAUGUUUACAGACACCCUGUAUGUUUUGAGAUCAACUCAAGUUGAAUCCAUAGUUUGUCCAUUAAGUAUUAUACAGAUGAAGAUUUUGUUCUAGAAAUACCUGUGCUGUAAUAUUAACUAGCCCAGACUAUAAUUGACUGUCAGUUUGGCCAAUGAGUGAUUUUGAAUUAGAGGGGUACAGUACAAAUUAUUAUUAUUAUUAUUUUUUUUUUUUUUCCAGUAUGAAUUUUUAUAUUCUUCAAUUAAUCAAUUACUACUAUAAUUCUGCUACAUGAUACUGGAAAAGAAUUUAAAACAGCUAAGAGACCACGAGUAAAACAGGAAUUUAGUUCUCCUUGUAUAAUAAUAUGUGCAUGUAGAGGACUAUAAAGUCCAUGCAAUUUUGCUUCAGUGGAUCAUUGUAACACUAAACCAAAGCCAGUGAUGUUUUGUUGAGAUGGUGUUUUACGUGGUUCGAGUGCUUUAGAGUGGAAAUCCUAUGGGUUAAAUUUUAUUUCUGUAUGCCCUGUUAAAUACCAAGUUGAUUGCUUUUUUCUUUAAUGUCUUCUUGACUUCUACUGUACAGUACAUGCACAGUAAGACUCCGCUAAGUCGGACUUCCAUAAGUCGGAAACCCCCAUUAGUCAGACUAUGGUCUGUCAUCACUCGUCCUAUACCUCCGAGUCAUAAUUGGUGGUAAACCUCGAUCUGCCACCUCGCGUCCUUGAUUCCAACAGUGAUUAAACCAAGAAAUAAAUGCUAGUUUUAAGUGUAACUGUACAGAUAAAUUUUAUGAGUGAACUAAAUAGUAUAAGUGAAACUACAGUAAAGUAAGUUUAAGCACCCCUCCUUUGUCCUCCAACUCUAAAUUCAUCAAGAUUUGUCUGCUACAGUAAUCUCAAAAUUCAUCUGCUACAAUGUAAGUACAGUACACUAUAAUAAGAAUUGUUAACCUUUUUUGUGAUUUUUCAGUAAAAUGGUGGUCAAAAUUACUGGGGCUGGGUCCACAUAAGACAGACUAGCAUGAGCCCCAUAUAGUUCGACUUGGGAGGGGGUCUUACUUUACUUUGAAAACUAUACUACAUGAUUUAUGAUUAGGGCCAAGUUCCAUGUUUUAAGUUUUAUUUAAUUUGUCAGCACUUAACAUUCCAUUUAGCAUACUGUACACCUGUAUUACCAUAAACACAAACUGGUGACUUAAGACCAGUAAAAUUA